AUGGAGAAGGAAUGGAGGUUGAGAGAAGAAAAACGUGAACAAGAGAUGAAUGUUAUGAAGGAUGCCAUCUCCGAGGCAGUAAAAAGUGUUCAAUCUUCGAGGAAGAUAACAGGACUUGAGUAUGAGGACCUUUGCAUGCACCCUGACUUGGAAAUACCCGAAGGUUACAAAAUUCCAAAAUUUGAAACCAUCAAUGGUAUUGGCAAUCCCAUGGCUCACCUACGAGCUUAUUGUGACAAACUCGUGCGUAUCGGGAAAAAUGAUGCAUUAAUUAUGAGGUUGUUUAGUAGAAGCCUCAGUGGGGAGGCGUUAGAAUGGUUCACAUCUCAAGAACUCCGUCAGUGGUCUACAUGGGGGGCUCUGGCCAAAGAUUUUUUAGAAAGAUUCCAGUUUAAUGUCGAAGCUGUCCCUGACAGAUAUUAUUUGGAAAAAAUACAGCAAAAGACCACGGAGGACUAUCGUGAAUAUGCGUGCCGCUGGAGGAAAGAAGUUGCAAAGGUACAACCUGUGAUGACUGAAAGCGAAAUAACCUCUGCCUUUAUUCGAGCUCAGGAGCCCGAGUAUUAUGAAAGGAUGUUGCCCAUGAUGGGACAGAAGUUUUCGGAGCUGAUCAGAAUGGGAGAAGCCAUAGAGGAUGGCCUCAGGUCUGGAAAGGUUACAAGUCUCAAUGCCUUGCAGGCCGCCAACAAAUCCUCACCAUCCAUGACCACGGGAUUCACUAGGAAAAAGAAAGAGGACGUGUCUGCUGUAUCUUUUAGCCCGAGGCCAAGGCCGCAAAGGUAUUUUGGGUCUGGUCCUGCCAUUGGAAACUCUAACCGAUUCCCCACCCCAAAUAUUUACCCGCCAUCUCCACAAGCGCCAAUCCCAAUCUACUAUGCACAACAGAACUACCAAGCACCACCGCCCAUCUACCAAAAUCAACCACUAACCUACCAAAAUACAAAUCACCAAGCCAAUGCACCAGUCUACCAAAAUCCCGGACAAAACAACCCAAAUGCCAACAAUCUACCCCGCCCUAACCUCGAAAGAAAGCCUCCCAGAGUUUUCACUCCCUUGGCAGAAACAUGUACCCAACUCUUUGAGCGUCUAAAAGCGGCGGGAUUGAUCCAACCAGUAGAUGCAAGGACAAUUAAUCCCAUAACAAAGUUCUUCCGAGCAGAUCAACGUUGUGCGUACCAUUCUGGAGGGGCAGGACAUGAUACAGAAGGAUGUAUCAAUCUGAAACAUAAGAUUCAAGACUUGAUCGAUAACAGGGUCAUCACUCUCUAA
Molecule: messenger RNA, 1269 nt
Organism: Solanum stenotomum
Lineage: Eukaryota; Viridiplantae; Streptophyta; Magnoliopsida; Solanales; Solanaceae
Exons: 1
Coding region: 1-1269 (422 amino acids)
Source: RefSeq, a predicted model, not a curated record